Messenger RNA from Amoebophrya sp. A120, 1160 nucleotides. The record is from the annotation of a GenBank genome assembly. NCBI's taxonomy places the organism in Eukaryota, Dinophyceae, Syndiniales, Amoebophryaceae.
CGACAAAGGUCGAGAUGCAUGGUCAGUGGUUGCUUUGAAUCGAAUUUUCGCGGUCGCAAGUGGGGUGAAAAAGCGUAUAUUGGGGCGAAAGUAGUUGUAGAAACCGCCAUGCUCGUGGAUUUUAUGUGCUGGGAGUAAAGAAAAUAUUUGUCCACGAAAAAUAAACUACUAUGCUGUUUUUGUUUAGAUCGAGGUGCUAAUGAUCUCAAUUCCCUGUCGUGGUUCCUGAAUCUUCCGCGCAGUCGCUUCGUGUAUAAGCUCGCACUUGAUCAAGAAAAUCACGACAACAGUAGAAGGAGCAUGGACCAUGUGGCACAUCUGCAGGCGGAAGCCGAAAGCCGGGAAGGCGGAUCAGCCCCUCUUGCUGCGCAACUAGUACUCGCUUUCGCAGUUGUGUUGGUACCGAAAUUUGCAAACGUUCACGUUGUGCUCAUCGGAACCUCUUCGAUUGCGUCUUGCCUCUAUGAGUACUCAAUUUGGAUUCAACGCUUAGGGUUGAAAUCGUUAUUGCACUGCAUAGAAUCAAAAUCGCACGGCACCUGCACAAGGAUAGCAGUUUGAUGGUGCAUAACAAGGCAGUUCUUUGCUCUGCACCGCCAGCGCGCCAUUCCCUUGUCGCUGUAGCACCUACAUGCAGAGGGGAGCAAAUUGAAUUUCAAAAAUAAAUGUGAUACCAAAUAAACUAAGCUGCCCUUACUUUUCCGGCGAGCCUACAUGCAGCGGGCGAGCAAAGACGUUCGGGGCGAGAUGGAAAUUUCCAGCUUGGCAAGGCGACGCGCUGAGGAGCUCCGAGAAAAGAAAUUUGCGGAAGAGAUAGAUGACGGCGAUGCCCUGGAAGUAAAUUAGCACCCAGCUAUGCUGUUUGUGUUUCCAACUGAAAGCCCAAGAGACAGUACGUCGCUGGGUGGGAAAUGCCUGAAAGCGACCACGUCCGUGUACCUUUAUUGACUCCCUGCCUGGUUGUUCGGUUCAGCGACCUGAUGUGGCGUGUUCCAUCCUGAUGUAAGCGUGGUGCGCUUGUGAAAAGAUCCACUCCUGCUUCGUUGGAAGCCGGAAGAUCGUGUCGCAGCCUGAAAAAACAAUAUGAUCAACCAUGUUGGCGUCCACAGGCGUUGUUCCCAUUCUUUGACUUUCGUUUGUGCUUACUGAUUUGCUUUUCU